Messenger RNA from Thlaspi arvense, 829 nucleotides. The record is from the annotation of a GenBank genome assembly. NCBI's taxonomy places the organism in Eukaryota, Viridiplantae, Streptophyta, Magnoliopsida, Brassicales, Brassicaceae.
AAUGAAGGAAGCAGCAAGGUUUAACUGACUCUUUGCUACUAUUUCUCUUAAUUGGUCUCCACAUAUCAAUAAUGUCAAGAAGCACAAGAAUGGCGUUUUUGCAACUCCUCUGCUUCGUCUUCCCAAUACUCUUCUCUGCUUCUGGAUCCAUAAUUGUCUCCACGCCUCAUGCGGCGGAGUCCUUCAAUGCCAGUCUCAUUCAGAAUUUCGGAAGUUGUAGUUACACGGUGAUCAUCACGACGAGCUGUUCGUCACCGAGGUACACGAGAGACCAGAUCAGCCUCGCUUUCGGCGACGGCCACGGACAUCAGAUAUACGCACCGAGGCUUGACGACCCAGGGACGAGAGCAUUUGAGCAAUGUUCAUCAGAUAGAUAUGAGAUAAGCGGACCAUGUGCAUACCAGAUCUGCUAUAUCUAUCUCUACAGGUCUGGUCCAGAUGGUUGGGUUCCAGGGACUGUUAGGAUAUUCAGCCAUAGCUCCAAGGCAGUCACUUUCUCCUUCAACACGUUUGUCCCUGAAAGCAUUUGGUAUGGUUUUAACCACUGCAACAGCAUCUCGCUUUCUAACUCCCUAUCUUUCGGUCUCAGCAAGUUCCUACUACUUUUAGCGCUUGCUACAUUGCUUUGGUAAUAUGUAGUAUACAUUUGUUUCGUCUUUGCUAUCUUCUCUCGUACGUUUGCUGCUGAGUGAAAAACCUCUUAAGCCUACCCACCGGUUGAACAAUAAAGAUCCCCCGUACGGUUCCAACUUUUUCUAAAGCUAAGCCCAAUUUUAAAGGCCUCUGGGCCUUAUUUUUAUCCAGUUUUAUAAAAAGCUCACAUUGUAAG